Molecule: messenger RNA, 1119 nt
Organism: Acanthoscelides obtectus
Lineage: Eukaryota; Metazoa; Arthropoda; Insecta; Coleoptera; Chrysomelidae
Source: the annotation of a GenBank genome assembly
AUGGAGAGAUGGGCAGCUACAACAGGUUUUCGUUUCUCCAGCGAUAAGACCAAAUACCUUAUAUUUAGCAAAUCUAGACGCACCAGUGACAAUAUCGUACUCUCUCUGAACAGCACCAGAAUUCAGAAAGUUGACAGUAUAGUUUUUCUUGGGAUGACACUUGAUUCGAAACUGAAGUGGGAUCUACAUAUAACAAAAUUAAUAUCAUCGUGUCAAAAACGUUUGAACCUUAUUAAAGUCUUAGCAAAUACCUUUUGGGGAAGUGACUUCUUAUCACUAAUGAGAGUAUAUCGCGCUAUAUUAAGAAGCAAAAUCGACUAUGGCAGUAUAUGCUAUACAACCGCAAGUAAAAAUUCUCUAAAAAAACUUGACGUUUUACAACACAAGGCAAUACGACUGGCAUAUGGCUUACUAAGAACUUCACCGGUGGAAAGCAUCCAUGUCCUAGCUAAUGAGCCCCCGUUACACCUUCGAAGAGAAUACCUUGCUCUACGCUAUGCCGCCAAAAUUUCAAGCCUACCAGACAAUCCUGCUCACCACAUUACUGUCAAGUGUUCUUCCAGAGGAUUAUACAGCAACUACAGAGACUGCCCAAUAUCAGAGCGUAUUAUUCGUACCGACUUCAACCUAAACAAUCUUCAGCACACGUACUCAUAUUCGUUAUAUUCUCCCCCAUGGACAAUGCGCCUACCCGAUAUUAAUACAUCGCUUAACUGUUACACCAAAAGAGAAACCAAUCGUAUAGUCAUCCAAAAUAAAUACAGAGAAAGCCAAUGGAACAAUAGCACCACCAAACUGCGGGAGGCUAUCUCAAGUGUGACGGAACACCUCAGACUACCCAGAAGAAGACGCGACCAAGUGAUUAUCUCCCGUUUGCUAAUUGGUCAUACGCUAGUGACACAUAAAUACCUGUUCAGCAACGAAGAAGCCCCAACAUGCCAAACCUGCCAACUCCCAGACUGCAGACUUACCGUCAAGCAUAUACUCUUAGAGUGCACUGCCACGCAAGAUGCACGAAACCAUGCUUGCAUGCCAGAAUCCAUAAAGGAAGCCCUCACCACGUACUACGAACGAACACUACAGUUUCUCAAAGAAUCCAAUACCUACAAUUUAAUCUAA